AUGGAGUCCUCCGGCGCGACUAGAGAAUUGGUAGCAGGCAAAAAGGACGCGACCGGGGCGGCGUCGUCAUCUUCCCCCUCGCCAUCAUCAACGAACGUGUCUACAUCGAUUUCAGCCACGGCUGCUGCCAGUGCGAAGGAAGCUCAGGCAAAGUCAUCGCCCUCCUCCAAAUCCAUUGUGCACCCGGCCGGGAAGGGGCAAGCUACCGUCAGCGGGAUACUCAAGGGCUGCGAAGUGUUCAUCAAUCCCGCUCUCGACAUCGAACAGAUGGAUCGGUACUACUUUGAGGUCAGCAAGACGACCCACGUCAUCACCGCCGAUCUGGCCCACUUUGCCGACCUGCCCGCCGCCCGUGAAGCCGGCAUCCUCCUCGUCACGCCCCUUUGGUUGGAGAACUCGGUCACCUUCGGCGAACGGGAGGACGAGGAAUUCUACUCGCCCGAUCCCAGGAAGUUCUUCUCCGGCCUGUGCAUUUGCUCCUCCCAGAUAGCCGCGGAGGAGCGGGACAUGAUGUUCGCCGGCGUGGUGGCCUUUGGUGGUCGCGUCUCUGCACGCCUUAACAACAGAUGCACGCACCUCAUCAUAAACAAACCAGCUGCGGGCGCCAAGUACGAAUGGGCACGCAAGCACGGAGGAAUCAAGAUCGUGAUGCCCAAGUGGUACAACAACUCGCUCAUGUUUCGAAGGAGAGAGAAGGAGACAGAACACCUGGUGCCAGCUGAACAGGCGAUCAAGAACUUGCCAGCGGCCGCUACCGCCACCGUCUCGCGCCAAGAGCAAGCUAAAAAGGAGGCCGAAGGCAACAAGAGGGGCGGAGAAAGGAAGCCAGCUGCCGACAAAAUGGAGCGAGAUGACAACGAGGGGGAGGCGGCGGAAGCGGAGGCGAAGGGCGAUCAAGAUGGCAUGGAGAUGAUGAGCCAGUCCGAGGUCAGCCACUCGGCGAAGUGGACGAAGCCGCGGGAAGACCGGGAGGACGAAGGCUCGGAGGAGAACGCCAACGAAAGCAAGGACGAGUUCAGCCUCAUGCUGGACCACCUGCCGCGCAACAAACGCGCUCGUGACGAAGACGACGAAGGUGACGAGGAAGAUAAGAAGCAGGCGAAGGUGCGGAAGACCACUGUCGAGAAGAAAAGCGACGGCGAAGGCGAAGACAAAGGCGAAGAAGAAGAGGAGGGCAAAGGGGAUGGAGAGGCCGAGGAGGAGGAUCUGGAGGCCGAGGCCGAAGAAUGGCAAGAAGGGGCCACCACCACUACCACCGAGGGCAAGGUCCCCACUCGGCCCGAGGACAUGGAAGAGGAAAUCAAGACCUAUAUCCGCAAGAACGCGCACCGCGUAAGUGCGAGGGAGAUCCGUCUCAAAUUCAAGAUGGGCCAUCCGAGGGCGAAGCGUCUACUCAACGAGGUGAUCCAGGAGAUGAAGAAGGAGCUCAAGAAGCACGCCAAGAAGCGACAGUCCUCCAAAGACGACGAAAAGGCGUCGACGUCAGCCGACACGAAGGUGGAGUCCGGCAAGCAGGAGAAAGAGGCGCUGAAGAAGAAGACAGUGACCACGCCGAGCAAGGCGGCGACCGUGGCAGUGAAGGAGGACGUCGGGCCGAAGGUGCCGAAGGAUCAGCUGAUGAAGGGCAUGUGCGUCUUGCUCGUCGAUCUCCCGACGUCGCGCUACCGCGACGCCAUGGAGGCCGUGCGUGAGAUGGGCGGCACCACCCACCGCGGCCUAGCCGACGCGUGCAAGAUCGAAGGUGUGCAGUGGAGCAAGGCCGCCGCGACCAACAUCACCCACGUCCUCUACCUGCAGUCCAAGCCCGCCAUCGACGCUCUGAGGAAGAAGAUGGCGCUCCAUGGGCUCGCCGACGUGCAGGAGGUGUCGAUCGAGUGGAUUCAGUGGUGCGAUGUCCACGUCCGCCUGUUCCCGCCGGCGAUCUCGCCGCUGUUCCAACCGUUGCCGCACAACCCCGUACCAGGCAUGGACGAGCUGAUCAUUUCGCAAUCGAACACGCGAGGGUGGGAGCGGGAAGAGAUCGUGGCGCUGAUCUCGAAGAUGGGUGCCAAGUACAACCGCAGCAUGCCGAACGAGCCCAACGUCAUCCUCGUCAUUGCGACAGCUGACGCGGGCGCGGCCAAGAGUGAAAAGGUGGUCAUGGCCAAGGAGUGGGGCGUACCGAUCGUCACCAAGGAGUGGCUCUACGAUUGCGCGCGUAAAUGGCGCCGCAUCGACCCAGCAGCCGAGGGCUACGUAGUCUCGCUGGAGGGCCUCGAAGAAGGCGGCAAAGAGGCGGCCUCCAAGCCUGAGUCCGCCACCAGCGCAGAAGGGAAGAACAUGGACAAGGACAAGAAAAAGAGCAAGAACGAGGACGAGAAGGAGAAGAAGGGAGGGAAGAGCGGUAGCAUCAAGGAACGGCGGGAGGGAGCCGGCGAGGAAGAGCUCGAAGAAGAUGAGGAGCACGACGACCGUAAGGGCGAUGACAAGGACGAGUACGAGGAAAAGAGCCGCGGCAGCGGUAGCAAGAAAGCAGCGUCGCGCACCGUGUCCACCACGAAGCGCUGCAUCCAGUGCGGGGCCACAAAGACGCCGUGCUGGCGCAAGGGGGCCGACGGCGAGCGGUCGCUGUGCAACGCCUGCGGGCUCAAGUUCUCAGCCGAGCUGCGACGCAGGUCCAACAAGCACGACACGCGCAAGCGCAAGCACGACGGCGGCGCGCUGGACGACCUGGACGACGACGACGACAUUGACGACCUCCGUGCGCGAGCCAGCAAGCGACGCAGCCUGACGGCGAGCGGCGGCGGAACUGCGAUGGACGAUGGCGAUGAGGACAGCCUCGAUACCGUGCAGCGGCGGGUGCGGCGGAUGAUGGCCUCGCAGGACGCCAAGGGCCGCUACCACUUCGCCUUCUCCUGCCUCUCCAAGCCAGUCACCGCCCAGCUCAAGCGGAUCGUCACCAAGCUCGGCGGCACCUACAGCGAAUUGUGGGAGCCCGGUGUCACCACGCAUCUCGUCCUGGGCACGCUCCGUCGCACGGAGAAGAUGUUGUGCGCGUGCGCCUCUGGAAGCUGGGUCCUUCAGCCCUCCUACCUGUACGCCCCAAUUCUCUUCGAUUGA
Molecule: messenger RNA, 3099 nt
Organism: Acanthamoeba castellanii str. Neff
Lineage: Eukaryota; Discosea; Longamoebia; Acanthamoebidae
Product: BRCA1 domain containing protein
Exons: 13
Coding region: 1-3099 (1032 amino acids)
Biological process (GO): regulation of DNA-templated transcription
Molecular function (GO): zinc ion binding; sequence-specific DNA binding
Source: RefSeq, a predicted model, not a curated record